CCUCUUUCAAGAAUUUCAUCAGAAAGUGAUUCUAGAUUGAUUUACUACACACUGCACUUCAUUCCGUACGAGAGUACCUAGACACCUAGAUACCUAUCGACCGACUUACUUACUACAUAUUAUUAUAUCAAUUACUGUCAUAAUACUUUCAAUUCAUUACGUUCUGCUCGAUACAUCCAUCUAUUUCUUUUAAACUUUCAAACCGCCUUUACGUUUCGAAACACUCCUUUCUUGAUUCCCAUUAGAAAAAAGUCUCUUCUUAAUGACCUACUGGUUGAAAAGUCGAUCCUCCUAAUCAGCCCCCGUGCUAAGGCUCGACUGUCAUUUCGUUAUUUGGUCUCCUAACCUUGAGAAAAAAGCAACCCUGGAAACAACACGAGAACUGCUUGAAUCGCUCGAUUCUUUUGGACCCUAUAAUCAUUAUUCGGUGCUCUUUUGCCACAUUCACUCCCUUUUAAACACUUAGAUGUGGCAGAGCAAUCUUGCUGGGUUUCAUUUGGAUGUUAAUCGUAAUCUCUGUGCUCGUGCCUGUCACAAAUCAUCUCAUAAAGUGGUAAUUAAAUAAACCACCGUCAGAACCAGAUUUAUUAUUCUCGAGAGGUCUGCGACCUCACGAUACAAUAGAGACAUGACGCGCCCGGAAAUCAUUCGCGCUGAUUCAAUUGACCUUCAAGACCCAAAUGCCCCAUCGGCGCAAGACCAUUCGAAGAAACAUGCAAACACCGCACCGUUAGGCACGGGGCCGCCUGCUCCACACCAGGCCGAAGCAUUGCGGGAAGUCGCAGCAGAAGUCGCAGACGAACAACAUAGAAGUCCAAGGGUUUCAAGAGAAUGGGCCAAUGGCGAAGGGCAAAUGAUACAAGAUUAUACGAGUGACGAUUCGGCUGCUGGAGGGAACGCUGCAAUGAAUGGAAACAAUCAACAAGACGAUUUGGCAAUUGCUCAAAAUGGCGGGUUGUCAGGUUCUGGGGGCGAGGAUGGAGACAUGGCGGAUGCUGAGGGAGACGAUAGCAUGGAUGAUGACAUGAUGGACAAGAUCUCAAGCUCCCCGUCAAUCGACGAUGGUGGGUAUUCUCUUCCAAAAAUAUGGCCUUCUAGGUCCGACUCCCUUUCCCGGGCAAGCUCCUCGUCGUUUUCACAAGCGUGCGGCGAAAGUUCAUCCCCUUUCGUGGAGCCACCCACUUUCUUUCCAUUACAGCCUAUGAGCGACCAGCUAGAUAUGGACCUGAGCCAGGUGGCCCACGAAAUUCAAUAUCAUCAUCAUCAUCUAGGUGAGUAUCUUGACCGAGCGAAUAGUACUACGUCCAACUACGACACCGAUGCGCCCAUACCAGUGACUCCGGAAAAGUACGGGCCUUACGUGGAGAAACAUGACCAGGAAUAUAAUGAGGAGUAUUUUCAUGACCAGCUCACAGCAAUGCAUGAUUCGGACCAGGAUAUUGCCCAGACUUCGGCUUUCGAUCCUUACGAAUACGACGAGGCAAUGACCAUACCAUACGAAAGUUCCGAAGACGAGAAGGACCUAUUUUACGAGGAUGAUGAUGAUGAUGAUGAUGAUGAUGAUGAUAUUCCAUAUGCUGCUGACUCUAGAUUUGUUGAUUCCGGAUGGGGUGGAGAGUGCUUACAAGAAUCAGAGGACAUCGAUUUCGAAUUCGUCUACGCGCUCCAUACCUUUGUCGCUACAGUAGAAGGCCAAGCCAAUGCAACUAAAGGAGACACAAUGGUUUUACUAGACGAUAGUAACAGCUAUUGGUGGCUCGUUAGGGUAGUCAAGGACAGCAGUAUAGGUUACUUACCAGCAGAACAUAUCGAAACGCCUACUGAGAGAUUAGCUCGACUUAACAAGCAUAGGAAUAUUGAUCUUACGUCGGCCAUGUUGGGAGAUCAAGCAGAGAAGUCAAAGAACCCCCUGAAGAAAGCAAUCCGACGAAGGAAUGCCAAAACUGUGACAUUUACGGCGCCAACAUAUGUUGAGGCUUCUGAUGUUGACUACUCUUCUGACGAAGAUGACGGCGAUGGAGGAUUUUACGGGCAACAAGAACAACAAACUGAACAGCAAAAGCAGACCGUUGAGGAUGACGAGAUUGCUGCAAUAGAGCCACUCAAACCGCGCAAUGAACUUCGCGAAGUCAAAUCUGAAAGUCCAGAACGUGAUAAUUCAAACGUCAAAUCCAGCUUGGACACAACUAGGAGCAGUGACGAGAUUCUUGAAGGAAAGUCGGAAGGUAGCAAAUCUAGGAAUGGUACUCUACGCAACACGGAUUCAUUCUUCAAAGAUGAUACAGUGGAAACUCGGAAAAUUACACUUACACCAAAUCUGCUUCGCGACGAUUCUAGCACUUCGACUCGAACCUCUAAUGAUUCAGAGAAACUGAAGCAGAGGCCGAGCCUCGAUAGACUUGAGAAAGAUCUUGUGUCAGACAAACUUAAGGACAAAAAGGACAAGAAGGAGAAGAAAGAGAAGGAAAAGAAACCAGGAAUGCUUAGCGGGCUUUUUAAACGAAAAGACAAGAAAUCGAAGCACCAAGAUGAUGACCUCGAAGAUUCAAUUUCAUCAAGCAAACAUUCAAGCGAGAAUCGUGCAUCAUCUCCAUCCCCUAGCAAAGACUCAGAUCUUGCAUCUGUCGAAGAAUCGAGCCCAGAAGCGCAAAAGCAUCCUGGUAAGUUACAAAAACAACCGCGACCGGAAACGUCACCAAGUCGAAAGCAAAGCGCGAGGGAAGCAAGGUCGAUAGAACCACAACUUGCAGCGAUUUCCGAGCGCGCAAUUGCAGCCGAUUCGGCACCCGGGCUUUCAUUGCGUUUGGUACAGCCUGAGCCACAAACAACGGCCUCGAAUCAGCAGGAAGCUCCCAGUUCACCCACUGUUCCGAGUCCUAAGUCACCCGGGCCAAUAUCCAAGAUCUUGCAGUCCGCAAUUUCUAGCAGUUCAGAGCCCAAACCUGUCAAAGCCAAGAAGGCAAAGGCCCGAGUCGAGUUGGAUGAUUUUGAUUCAACUUCUGAAGAGUCCGAAGCUGAAGAGCCUAUUCGUUCUUCAGGUGAACAGGCUCAACGACCUAUUCCAGGUAGCUUCCCAGAUAGUUACAUCGCCACUCCUGCAACGGAAAAUCGUAAUGCGAUGGAAGAGAGAUUGUCGGAAUCUCCAGUACAAGUUUCUCCAAUUACACCGACGAAUUCUCAUCCACCAGCACUCAUGGUAGAUACGUCUAGUCAAGAAGAGCCACCGUCACCGAUGUCGUCAUCACAUUCACCUUCGCCUGACCUGAUUGACAAUGACGAUGUUAAGAAGGGCACUGGCAGCUCUACCACUUCAGCAUCAACACCUACGUGGAGUGACUCGCAUCUUAGAACAUUCUUUGAUGAUGACACAGAUAUUAGAGAUUUAUUAGUCGUUGUCUACGACAAAUCAGGAGUAGUACCAGCAGGAUCAGAUCAUCCAGUUGUGGGUAAUCUUUUCAAAGAAGAGAAUGCCAAAUUGGCGGAUAUAACCAACCGCUUGGAUGGAAUGCUUGGUGAUUGGUUAGCUCGCAAAAUGAGGACACAAUCUUCAAGAUGAACGCUCCAUAAAAUUGUAUAUCUUACAUGAAUCAAUGAAUUUAUGAUGAGGCCGGACUGGUUUGGGCACAAUUUCUGGCGCUACUGGGAAAAGGAGGGUUGGUUUGGCAAUGGGGGAGGGGAUACCUUAUACCACAACAUUGGAUCUUUGAAAGAUUUGUUCAUUCAGCAUUGGCAAGGACACCUUGUACAUAGUCCUUCUUGCAUUGUCGGCUUGUUAUUUUUGAUUCUGCUUUUUUUUCUACUUUUAUAAUGCUCUUGAUGAGUCUAUAUAUCAAAAGAUUACUUUUAUUCGCGGUUACACGCAAGGUACACACAUACACAUGAUGUAGUAUGAAACUUUUCGUCCACUUCGG
Botrytis deweyae is the source of this 3911-nucleotide messenger RNA. RefSeq lists its product as uncharacterized. NCBI's taxonomy places the organism in Eukaryota, Fungi, Ascomycota, Leotiomycetes, Helotiales, Sclerotiniaceae. The transcript is spliced from 5 exons. Gene Ontology annotation, biological process: establishment or maintenance of actin cytoskeleton polarity. The record is from RefSeq and is a predicted model, not a curated record. Gene Ontology annotation, molecular function: protein binding. Gene Ontology annotation, cellular component: microtubule cytoskeleton; cell tip. The coding region runs from base 629 to 3556 and encodes 975 amino acids.